Messenger RNA from Lingula anatina, 1440 nucleotides. Its product is annotated as protein-glutamine gamma-glutamyltransferase K. Gene Ontology annotation, molecular function: protein-glutamine gamma-glutamyltransferase activity. NCBI's taxonomy places the organism in Eukaryota, Metazoa, Brachiopoda, Lingulata, Lingulida, Lingulidae. The record is from RefSeq and is a predicted model, not a curated record. Gene Ontology annotation, biological process: peptide cross-linking.
GUUCAGAUGCAGAACGAGCUGCUGUACGCCAUGCAUUCAAGUUUGGCAGCCGCAGGGAGCAGAAAGUUUAUAAACCUGAGGCAGAAGAUGUUUCCUUCAAGAUCACCAUCCCACCUGUGGUAGCCACAGGGAAGGACUUUAAUGUCCAGCUAGACUUGAAGAAUAAUGGUAACAGCAUUAGGGAUGUCAAGGCCACCUUGACUGCCCUCACUAGCUUCUACACUGGUGUGCCCUCAGAUCGCAUCAAAUGUCAGACAUUUGAAAUAACUUUGGAUCCAGAUCAAGAAAAGAGCAUUGACAUUGAUGUGCUAGCAGACGACUACAUGGAACUGCUGAAACCUGAUGCACUGAUCCAGGUGUAUGCCAAGGCCAGGGUGCAGCAGACAGGACAGGCAUUUGUUAGAGAGGACACCGUGGAUCUGUCACCUAGCAUGGAGGUUGACGUGUUGAAGCUACAAGCUCCAGAAAGAGUGAAUAGAUCUGAGCCAUUUGAAUUGCGUAUGAAGUUCACUAACCCUCUGAAGAUCCCCAUCACUAAAGGGAUGUUUCGCAUUGAAGCUGCUCACAUUGUACGCAGCAAGGUCAUUCCUAUAAAGAAACCUGUAGGCCCAGGGGCAGAGAUAGAGAUAGUGACAGAGCUCACCUCAGCACGUUCUGGCAAAAAAGAAAUCAUAGUUGGAUUUAGUUCUGACAAAUUAGAUGGUAUCUCUUCAUCAGUUGAAGUGUAUGUGCCUUAUUCUUCUUAAUGGUAUAUUUGUAAGUUGGACAUUCACUUGUGCACAUUUCAAGGGGUAUUGUGCAGUAGUUGUGAUUUUUAAGGUAUCAGUGUAUAUGCAAUGAAGGAUGGUGAAUUCAAUUAGUAAAAUACUAGUAAUAUCUGAUGAGCUUACAUAUCUAUUAAAGCAAUUUCGAACAAUUUGUCAGUGAUGUUUCUGGAAUUUUGUCAUUUUCCUAGUGUCAUCAAGUUGUCCAGGACACACAAAUUCUGGCUUUGUUGAGUUUACAUGACUUAACUUUUUGAAGACUGCAUUUUAUCCCCUGGCUUCAGCAUUAUUUGGCUUUAGACAAACAAAUUAUUACACGCACAAUUUACAUUUAUAACUACACAGAAGCAGAGAUUGUUAUCUCACUGCUUCAGAAGAAUGCAUUUUCCAAAUGGAACAGAAGUUCAGACUAUAUAAAACACAUUUAAAAUGACAUUUCAGAAUAUUAAGGCAGAAUAUUAUGGCAGCUGGUUAUCAUUACUAGACAAUCAAAAGUUGUGCUUAAUUUGAUUGCAGUAGAAUACCAUGUACUGUUUUUAUUGAAGGGAUAACAACUGUUCGUUUGGGCCAAAAAAAGUUUUCCUGGGGUAAACGCCAAUUUUUUCACACUCACAUAUUGUUUAUGAAUCUGUUCUGACAUUCAAAGUUAGUUCCUGUUUUGUUUCUAAAAAGUUUU